AGAACAGAAAUAUACAGGCCUAGUUCAUGAAAGGCAUGAAAGGAAACAUGUGCAGCUACAGAUAGUACCUUGUGACAUUUAAAUUUGCUAGUUAAUUUUUAUCCACCUCAUUAAUUGAAAGAGAUGUUUUCUUUUUUCUCCUUCUUUUCUUUGUGACAGAGCCGACAGAAAAUCCAUUUGGCACUUUGAGGACACUGCUGGAUACUCCUGUUAAAGAAAGUUCUCUUUGAGUUAUUUGGUUUCUUGCUUUCCUUUAGAAAUGGGAGCUGUCAGUGGAUUUAUAAAAUACUCUAUGCUUAUCUUCAACUUCGUAUUCUGGGUAUGUGGCUGUGUCAUCCUGGGAGUAUCAAUAUACGUACGUGUCAGCGACCAAGGGCAAAAACUCAUUAACGCACAUGCAGAGGCAGGCAGCUUAAAUGCUGCUGCAAAUCUCAUGAUAGCUGUGGGUGCCAUUAUCAUGGUCCUUGGUUUCCUGGGAUGCUGCGGUGCUAUGAGAGAAAGUCGUUGCAUGCUGCUCUUGUUCUUCAUCGGACUACUUCUGAUAGUGAUUCUUCAGAUUGCUGCAGGUGUGGUAGGCGUUGUCUACAAAUCCCAGAUUGAAGAAGUAUUUAGAGAGAGUUUUGAGGAACAAGCAAGCACUUUGAGCCAAGAUUCUACCGAACAGGAAUCAUUUAAAAAUGAGUUGGCUGACUUUCAAAAGCAGUUUAAAUGCUGUGGCUUGGUCAAUGGGGCUGCUGACUGGGGAAAGAACUUCGACCAGUAUGGUUCAUCAUGCGAAUGUAUAAAUGCUACUAACACAAACGAUGUUUGUGUAUCAUAUAAUGGAAAACUAGUUUACAAACAGACAUGCGGUGACGUCAUGCUAGAUGCGCUAAAGCAGAAUUUGAUUAUUGUUGCCGCGAUUGCAUUUGCAGUGGCGGUGAUUGAGAUUCUUGGUUUGGUGUUUUCCAUGGUCUUGUACUGCCAGAUUGGGAGAAAAUGAAACUACAGGAGUUAAGCAGUCACCCAUCAAGUCUACCUUCUAACAAUUCCCUUUGCUCUUAAAAAAAAUACAACUUUGUGAAGAAAUAUUCAAUUUGCUAAAAUAGUACAUUUUGCUGAAAGCAUGGGUAAUUUCAUUAUGCAUCAGAUGACUUUAAGAAUUAAAUGACAAUGAUGUGAAUGUAUAUUUUUAUUCAGAAUAAAAACACAUUUUGUUCUAAUUGA
Messenger RNA from Trichosurus vulpecula (common brushtail), 1206 nucleotides. It is a transcript of the gene TSPAN8, whose product is annotated as tetraspanin 8. The transcript is spliced from 8 exons. Lineage: Eukaryota; Metazoa; Chordata; Mammalia; Diprotodontia; Phalangeridae. The record is from RefSeq and is a predicted model, not a curated record. Gene Ontology annotation, cellular component: membrane. The coding region runs from base 260 to 982 and encodes 240 amino acids.